UCAGUUCAGAGUGGAGGGACGGGGUGGCCGAGGGGUGGCCAGAUGCCAAAAGCCCCCAGCACCACGAGGCGCUCAGGUCAUGGUUUCCAUGUGUUUUGCAAAUCUGAAUGACACCCCCCACACACACACAUAAACAUACACAUCCCCACUUGACUCCGUAGGCCUUGGGAACAAAAUGGGAGCUGGGACCUCGACCCCUGCCUCCAAUCCUGGGGCUCUCUGCUGCACCUUCUGGACGUUUCCACAAUUGCACGAAGCACAGUUCAGGUGGCCCGGGGACCUGAGGGACGCUUCCCACAGCUCCGGCCAUGAAGACUCUCAGAGCAAAGUUUAAAAAGACAGAGCUGCGGCUCAGCCCAACUGACCUCGGCUCCUGCCCGCCCUGUGGCCCCUGCCCCAUCCCCAAGCCGGCCUCCUGGGGAGGCAGGCGGCAGAGCCAGGACUGGACCAAAAGUGAUGAGAGGCUGCUGCAGGCUGUGGAGAACAAUGAUGCCUCCAGGGUGGCUGCCCUGAUUGCCCGCAAGGGGCUGGUGCCCACCAAGCUCGACCCGGAGGGCAAGUCAGCAUUCCACCUGGCCGCCAUGCGGGGUGCCACCAGCUGCCUGGAGACCAUGCUUUCCCAUGGGGCCAAUGUUACGAGUGUGGAUGGGGCAGGUUACCAUGCCCUCCACCUGGCCGCCAAGUAUGGGCAUCCUGAGUGUCUGAGGCAGCUGCUGCAGGCCUCCUGUGCGGCGGACACUGUGGACAGCAGUGGGUGGACGGCUCUGCAUCACGCAGCUGCCGGUGGCUGUCUCUCCUGCUCAGAAAUCCUCUGCUCUUUCAAGGCACAUCUGAGUCCCCGAGAUCGGUCAGGCACGACGCCCCUGCUCAUAGCUGCUCAGAUGUGCCACACAGACCUGUGCCGCCUCCUCCUGCAGCAGGGCGCAGUCGCGAAUGACCAGGACUUGCAGGGCAGGACGGCUCUCAUGCUGGCAUGCGAGGGGGGCAGCCCCGAGACGGUGGAGGUGCUGCUACAGGGGGGCGCCCAGCCGGGCAUCACCGACGCUCUGGGCCAGGACGCGGCUUACUACGGCGCCCAGGCGGGCGACAAGCUCAUCCUCCACCUCCUCCAGGAAGCCGCCCAGAGGCCCUCGCCACCUAGCGAGGACGAGUCUGGUGAGGCCUCAUCACAGAACUCUGUGUCCAGCCGUGACAAGCGAGGGGGUCCCAGAAAGCGGAAGGCGCCCCCGCCCCCUGCCUGCACCCCCAUGCCUGUGAGAGAUGCCCAGCCGCCGGGGGAGGGCCAGGGUGGCUCAGGCAGGGUGGUGGGGUGGGGUGUGGCUCAGGUGAGGAAGGCUGUGGGGUUCUGGGGCCUGGGGGCGUCGCAGGAUGACCGGGAGGCCUACGAGGAGAUUGUGCGGCUGAGGCAGGAGCGGGGGCGGCUGCUGCAGAGGAUCAGGGGCCUGGAGCAGCAUCAGGAGCGGAGGAGGCAGGAGCUGCCCGAGGCGGAGGCCACCUCCCUACACAGCCUGGAGAGAGAGGUGCAGGAGCUGCGGCAGCUGCUGGCCGAGCGGCAGGAGGAGAAGGAGAGUCUGGGCCGCGAGGUGGAGAGUCUGCAGAGCCGGCUGUCCCUGAUGGAGAAUGAGCGUGAGAACACCAGCUACGACGUGGCCACCCUGCAGGACGAGGAGGGGGAGCUCCUCGACUUCUCAGGCGCUGAGGCUCCACCGGGGAAGUGUCCGGGCCCGUCCUCUCAGGACUUGUUGGCUUCCCUGCGUGAGCAGGUGGCUGUGCUCACCAAGCAGAACCAGGAGCUGAUGGAGAAAGUGCAGGUCCUGGAGACCUUUGAGAAGGAGGAGGUGGACGUGAACGGCUCAGCCGAACUCAUCCCCCUGGCCCUGUAUGACUCCCUCCGGGCUGAGUUCGACCAGCUUUGCAGGCAGCAUGCUGAGGUCCUGAGGGCACUGGAGCAGCGGGGGGCACCAGGGGUGCCUGCAGAUGGGGCUGCAGGGGCCCCAGACACCAGCAAUGGGCCUGUGGGGACAGGUGCCCCUGUCCCAGAAGCCCUGGUGAAUGGAGCGGAGACCACAGACAAGUCUGCAGGAGCCGAGGCCACGGAGGGCGAGACCCUGGAGGCUGAGGAUGUUGGGGGUGAGGCCUUGGGGACACAGGUGGCUGGGGCUGGGGCUGGGGCUGCAGAUGUGAAGACUCCAGCAGCGGGUAGAAAUCCGGAUGCAAGGGCCACGGGAGCUGAGAGCACGGGAGCUGAGGCCACAGGCAAACCCUCGGGGGAUCCAGAAACAAAGGUCAAUGGCAUGGCUGCGGUGGGGGCUGAGCUCACAGGCACAGCGGUGGAGAACACGGGGUGCAUGGGGGGUGAGACCGUGGGAGACAGGGAUACAGGAGAGGAGGCCACGGGAGUCGAGGCCACAGAAGACAGGGCCACAGGACAGGAGGUCACGGCAGACAAGGCCACAGGACAGGAGGCCACAGGAGACAGGGCCACAGGACAGGAGGUCACGGCAGACAAGGCCACAGGACAGGAGGCCACAGGAGACAGGGCCACAGGACAGGAGGCCACAGGAGACAGGGCCACAGGACAGGAGGUCACGGCAGACAAGGCCACAGGACAGGAGGCCACAGGAGACAAGGCCACAGGACAGGAGGCCACAGGAGACAGGGCCACAGGACAGGAGGUCACGGCAGACAAGGCCACAGGACAGGAGGCCACAGGAGACAGGGCCACAGAACAGGAGGCCACAGGAGGUGAGGCCACAGCUCUGAGCGACCCCGCCAGCCCCCUGCUGCACCCCAGUGCGGCCGAGGCCUCUGAGAAGCUGCAGGCAGAGCUGGAGACCAGGAUCCUUGGCCUGGAGGAGGCCCUGCGACAGCGGGAGCGGGAGGCGGCAGCGGAGCUGGAGGCUGCGCGGGGCAAGUUCCAGGCCGCGGAGGCUGAGGCGGGCCGGCUGCGGGAGCGGGUGCGGGAGGCCGGCCCGGAGGACACAGCCCAGCUGCGGGCGGCCCUGGAGCAGGCCCGGCAGGACCUCUGCGGGCGGGACGCGCGGCUGCGGGAGCUGGAGGCUCUGGCGGGCUGGCUGGAUGAGGCCCGGGCCGGGCGGCUGCUGGCGGAGGAGGAGGCGCGGGGGCUGCGGGCCGAGCUGGCGCGGGCCGAGGAGGCGCGGCUAGAGCAGAGCCGGGAGCUACAGGCGCUGCGGGACGAGCUGGCGGCCGCCCGGACCACGGGCGAGCAGGCGCGGGAGGCGGCGGAGCUGCGGGCCUCGGAGCUGGGGGAAGCUUGUGAGGAGGCCCGCCGGGGCCUGGCCGAGCUGCGGGAGGCAGCCGAGGCGCUGCGGGAGGCGUCCGUGCCGGCCCACGAGCACCGGCGGCUGCAGGCCGAGGCUCUGGAGCUGCGGGGUCGGGCGGCCGGUCUGGAGCAAGAAGUCGUGGAGGCCGGCCUGGAGGCGGCGGCGCUGCGGGCGGAGCUGGAGCGCGAGCGCGGGGCCGGCGGGGAGCAGGAGCGUGUGGUGGGCGCGCUGCGGGCGCAGGUGGCGGCCCUGGAGGAGCAGCUGCGGGAGCUGGGCCGCCGCCACGAGAGGACCAGCGCCGAAGUGUUCCAGGUGCAGCGGGAGGCCCUGUUCAUGAAAAGUGAGCGACACGCAGCUGAGGCCCAGCUGGCAACGGCGGAACAGCAGCUGCGGGGUCUGCGCACCGAGGCUGACCGCGCCCGCCAGGCUCAGAGCCGUGCUCAGGAGGCCCUGGACCGAGCCAAGGAGAAGGACAAGAAGAUCACAGAGCUGUCCAAGGAGGUCUUCAGUUUGAAGGAGGCUCUGAAGGGAGCGACAACAGCCUCAAACACUCCAGAAGUGGACACUUUGCGGGAACAGGUGACAUCACUGCAGGAACAAUUGGAGUCCUCGUCCUCCUGCGCCCAGUGGAGGACGCCCGGCUCCGACUUCCCCGUCCUGCCCAGCCCAGGAGGAAGUUGGGGGGCCUCUGCCAUGGCCCUGGGACUUGUUGUGGCCCUCAUGCUGGGGACCACCUGCUGGCUGUGCAGCAGGACAGAAGUGACUUCUCAAACCUCAGUUCCCCUGUGUGAAAAAUGGGCCAAGUUUUCCUGGCAGGGAGAUGGGGUGCCUCAGAGCCCCUCCGCGGGUCUUCAAGGGUCACCUUCAUGCCCCCCACCACCUGGGGUCCACACAGUGUCCAGCCAGCCCAGGGUGCAGUGCCGGGCCUCCAGGUACCCCAUCGCUGUCGACUGUUUCUGGAACCUUCCACCAGCUCCCAAUGCCACAAGACCCAUAUCCUUCAUCGCCACCUACAGGCUGGGGGUGUCGGCCUAUGGGGAGAGCCGGCCCUGCCUGCAGCCCAGCCCGGGCUCCCGACACUGCACCAUCCGCAACGUCCAGCUCUUCUCCAUGGUCCCCUACGUGCUCAACGUCACGGCCCUGCACGCUGGUGGCGUCGCCAGCAGCUUCCUGCCCCUCAUCCCCGAGCACAUCAUUAAACCAGACCCUCCAGAGGCUGUGCGCCUGAAUCGGCUGCCUGGCGAGCGGCUCCAGGUGCAGUGGCAGCCCCCCAGGACCUGGCCCUUCCCAGAGGUCUUCGCCCUCAAAUACCGAAUUCGAUACAAAAGGCGGGGAGCUGCCCGCUUCCGGGAGGUGGGACCCAUCGAAGCCACUUCCUUCACACUCAGAGCUGGGAGGCCCGCAGCUGGCUACUGUGUGCAGGUGUCCGCACAAGACCUCACCAGUUACGGGGAGUCCAGUGAUUGGAGCCCCCCCGCUGCCACCCUGGAGGCCCUGGGCAGGUAGCAGGCGGCUGGGACCUUGACAUCUGCCCCCACUCCCUGGCCUGCACUACCCCCCACGCGGGGCUGCCCGGGCCCUCAUCUGGACUGGUGGAAACCCUGGCGAGUGGCUUGACCUCUCACAGCCUCUGCUCCUCCCCCUGGGCAGCUGGGUGCGGUCUGUUUCUCCUCUGACCAUAAGGCGUCAUGAAUUCUGAGUGGGAGCUGUGUGUGGGGGGGGGGGGCAUUUAACAGGAAAAAGACCCUUGUCUUUGGACCCCCAAGUCCUUGUGGCCCAGGAGACAGCAAGUGGAUAAAGCAUUGGACUCUCAAGCAUGAGACCCUGAGUUCAAUUCCCAGCAUCCCACGUACCAGAGGGAGGCCCCACUUCUGUCUUGCAAUAAUAACCAGGGCCUGGGUGGGUGGUGGCACCUGUUACACUGUUUGAGAACCCAGGUUUGAAGCCCUGGUCCCCACCUGCCCGGGGAAAGGUUUGCGAGUGGGGAAGCAGAGCUUCAGGUGUCUCUCUUCCUAUCCUGCCCUUCCUUCUUGAUUUCUGUCUCUAUCCAACAAAUAAAGGUAGUAAAUUAAAAAAAUAAAAGUAAUUAAAAAUAAUUUUUAAAAUGUGUCUUUUUGAAGGAGUUGGGCGGUAGCGCAGCGGGUUAUGUGCAG
This is a messenger RNA of Erinaceus europaeus (western European hedgehog), 5437 nucleotides long. Its product is annotated as ankyrin repeat domain-containing protein 24. Gene Ontology annotation, molecular function: cytokine receptor activity; actin binding. Gene Ontology annotation, cellular component: membrane. The coding region runs from base 309 to 4790 and encodes 1493 amino acids. Lineage: Eukaryota; Metazoa; Chordata; Mammalia; Eulipotyphla; Erinaceidae. The transcript is spliced from 24 exons. The record is from RefSeq and is a predicted model, not a curated record.